ACCAUCGUGCGCAACCCGUCGGGGGGCCCGCAGAACGACGACCUGAACCGGGACCGGCUGGAGAGAUCCCGGAAUAUUCGCCGCUGGAAGAACGGCAUACCUUUACCGCGGACGCAGCACGACAACCCGCUGUACCAGGCGCUGGGCGAGCAGUUCGAGCGCGACCGGCUGCUGACCAGCAGCUCGUACUUCGAACCGCACCUGGUGAAUUGGGACGUCGCGCAGCCGUGGUCGGACCCCUUCCCGGGGACGGUGGGGGUCUACAUGGACCGGUUUCUGGCGCGCGAAGACCUGUACCUGUUCUGUCAGACCUGGAGCAGCUUUCUUUCUUCGCUGCAGUACCGCUUGCUGAAGCUGAAGUCCAAGUUCACGUACUUCAGAUUCGCGUGCGUGCUCGUUUUCUUGGUCUGGUGUGCGCUGGUGCGGUACACCGAAAAGCGCCAGACCUACGACCUUUCCCGGGCGAAGCUGGAGUACAAGUCUCUGCUGAAAUUGGGGGCGCUCCACAAGGACGACCGGAAAAUGUUGGUGCGCGGGGGGUCGGACGAGUUCGCGAGACUCACGGGAAUGCUCUACCGGCGGCCGAAAUUGUUUUACGGCGACUGCAGGGCUUUGUUCACGAAGGGCUGUGAGAAUAUUUUCAGUCCCGCGUCUCGUACGAAGAAGCGCCGUCGGAGGUGGAAUGAUCCCAGGAGAAGGCACAGGAGGAGAUCUUCCUCGCGUGAGCACGACGCGAGUCGACGACGGCACCGCAGUGAUCGAAACUGCAAGCGCAAACGGCACAAGCGAAAGAAGAAUCGACUGAGGAGGCAGCAUCAUCGCAUGCUCGGGAAGGAGCUUCGUGUCAACCAUCGAGCGCAGCCGCGGGCGGUUCUUCUAUCCCCCUGCGCAAAGCAGAGUAAAGUUUCUGAUGCGGAAUGCCUCCGGGUUAUUGUCCCGAGCGGCCGAACGAGGAGCUCUCACCGGCGAGCGGAUCAGGGGCAGCGGGAGCGGAAGGCGGUUCAGGCUCAGCAGGUCAUGCAUGAAAAUGCGGAUGAGAUUCUGUCCAGCAGCAGUAGAGACGAGGAGGAAGCAGAAGUAGGUCCAUCAGAACAAGAAAGGGUUCUUGCUGGGUCUGAUUCGGAGGCGGCGGAGUUUUUGGCACAAGAUGAACUCGGGGACGAGGACCAUUCCGUUGUUAGCCCAGUAAAUGAUUCAUCGUCCUCCAGCAGGAAUCAUCCGCAGGAGGGCCCGCCGGGAGGGGUUCCCACUACGCCCUCGCCAUACCGAAACUGGAAUAACUUUGGAACCGCGUUUGGAGAUGGCUAUCGUUCGCCGUUCGCACAAGCUCCUGCAGAAUCCAGCAACCAGACGAGCAAUCCAUCUGAUGGCAGCAGAAUGGUCUCUCACCACCGCGGAACUACUUAUACGCCGGAACAAAGUUCUUGAGUCGAUCUUUGAUUUUUCAUUUGCCACAUUUCUGAAGAAGAGGCCAUGAAAAUAAAAUCAUACGUGAAUCGCAACGUUGAAGAUUUCCCCACAUAGUAAGUGGCCAUCAUGUUUUUAUUUUCUGUAUGCACAGCACUUGUACACGUGAUUUUAAGUUUGCAACUCAAGAUCGUUUUUCGGCGCCAUAUCUUACACCUCGCAGUAAUCAGCUACUGGACCAGCGCGGGAGACCGCCGGGUCACCGGCUUGCGACGAGUUUUCGGGGAAGCGGUAUUGUGAUUCGACCGCUUCACUCUGGAGAAAACGGCACCGGUAGUUCUCCGCGGACUCCGCCCUCCGACCUGCGCAAGAACUCCUCGACGCCGAGUCCCGGUUCGAGGUCGCAGCGAGGGUUUCCUGUGCUACCGCCACCCCUGCCGGAAGUAGAUUGCCUGCAGCCACACGGCGCGCCACCGCGGGGCCGGUCGUUGUCACCCGUGCGAGGCAUUCAUCACCCAACAGCCGACGUAAAAUCUAGCGAGGAGAUUCACAUUGCUUCCCCGUCCUCACGCGCAGAGGCGCAAAAAUCGCCAGUUGUGGCGCAGGAAUCUGCCGAACGCGAACCAAGGUCUGUGUCUAGGUCGGAGCCCCUCUCCAAAGAGGUCUUGUCUUCCUAGAAUGUUGCCGUGCCCUGUUCUUUCCCCUCCUGGUUUCUGACGAUAUGAGCGUCAACACCUCGAAGUACCACAUGCGGCUACGCGGAUUGAUCUUGAUCCGAGUCCGAAAUUCACCUGUGCUAGCGAAAAUGUGAGAAUCUGUCAUUCUCGAAAGACAAUGCCAUUAGCUCACAUGUUCGCGGGCAUUCACAUCAGAAGAGCACAUCAUCUGAUUUUCCAUCGGUCCACCGUGUGGACGAGCGGCGGGCUAUUCCAUGAAGAAAGCUGAUGAAAAAUAUUAAUAUGGACGUAGUCAGAAGAUUUUGAUGAGUAUUGCGCUCUGCUGGAUCGAACUGAAAGUGGUAGAGUCUACUUUUGACCGCCAGCGCAAAAAUCAUUGAGACCGAAAAUCACUGCACUUUUUCCACACCGGAAAUCUUGGCCAUUGGUCGACUGUUGCAACAAUACUGCUGCAGAAGUGACAAAAGCUAU
Amoebophrya sp. A120 is the source of this 2555-nucleotide messenger RNA. NCBI's taxonomy places the organism in Eukaryota, Dinophyceae, Syndiniales, Amoebophryaceae. The record is from the annotation of a GenBank genome assembly.